This is a messenger RNA of Clupea harengus (Atlantic herring), 3961 nucleotides long. RefSeq names its product adaptor protein, phosphotyrosine interacting with PH domain and leucine zipper 2 (gene appl2). Gene Ontology annotation, molecular function: protein binding. The record is from RefSeq and is a predicted model, not a curated record. NCBI's taxonomy places the organism in Eukaryota, Metazoa, Chordata, Actinopteri, Clupeiformes, Clupeidae. Gene Ontology annotation, cellular component: cytoplasm; endosome membrane. Gene Ontology annotation, biological process: signaling.
CAGUAACCCAAGUGCUCUCUGGGAAACAGAGUCCCUUUCCUGAAUUAUUCAAGUAGGCUACGAUCUCCCCGAUUAGCAAGAUGCCGGCCGUUCACAAAUUACUUCUGGAAGAAGCCUUACAGGAUAGUCCACAGACUCGCUCCCUUCUCAGUGUGUUCGAGGAGGAUGCAGGGACUCUCACGGACUACUCCAAUCAGCUGCUCCAGACUAUGCAAAGAGUCUUCGGGGCCCAGAGUGAGAUGGGCUUGGCAACAAAGCUGCUCUCCAAGCAGCUCCUGGAGUACGAGAAGCAGAAUUUCGCUCUGGGGAAAGGAGAUGAGGAAGUGAUCAGCACGCUGCAGCACUUUGCCAAAACAGUGGAGGAGCUGAACACCCUGCAUUCUGAGCUGGCCGCCCUGAUUGCAGAUAGGAUGGUGUUCCCCAUGAUCCAGUUCAGAGAGAAGGACCUCACAGAAAUAAGCACGCUGAAAGAGAUAUUCGGCAUUGCCACUGAUGAGCACGAGGCUGCCAUGGUCAAGUACAGCCGGCUGCCCAAGAAGAGGGAAAAUGAAAAGACAAAAGCGGAGGUGGUCAACGAGGUGGCCUACGCUCGGAGGAAGCAGCACCAGGCCUCCAUGCAGUACUACUGCGCUCUCAACGCCCUGCAGUACCGCAAGAGGGUGGCCAUGCUGGAGCCCAUGCUGGGCUACACCCGAGCACAGAUAAACUUCUUUAAGAAAGGCAUGGAUCUGGUGACAAAGAAGAUGGACAGCUUUUUGUCUUCAGUGUCCUGUAUGACGCAAAGUAUUCAGGCACAGCUGGAUGCUGAAGCAGAGAGCAUGCGUUUCUCCCAAAGGGAGCUGCUAUCUGUUGAGGACACAGUCUACAUGCCCGACCGGGACCAGGACCCUGUCAACCGCACACUCAUCCAGAAGGCAGGCUACCUCAACAUCCGGAAUAAAACGGGCCUGGUCACCACAGCCUGGGACCGGCUGUACUUCUUCACCCAGGGGGGCAACCUCAUGUGCCAGCCACGAGGCGCCGUCGCCGGGGGUAUGGUGAUGGACCUGGACAACAGUUCCGUCAUGGCCGUGGAGUGCGAGGACCGCCGCUACUGCUUCCAGAUCACCUCGCCCACUGGAAAAGCGUCUAUAAUUCUGCAAGCAGAGAGUAAAAAGGAAUAUGAAGAGUGGAUUUGUACCUUGAACAACAUCUCCAGACAAAUAUACCUGACUGACAACCCAGAGGCCGUGGCCAUAAGGCUCAAUCAGACCGCCAUCCAGGCCGUCACUCCCAUCACCAGCUUCGAGAAGAGACAGGAGGGCUCACCCAACCCCGACAGGGCAAAGCCCGGUGGAGUGGUGGCCUCUGGGGGAGCCGCGCAGAAGCCCGCCGUGGCCCUUGAACCAGAGGACCUGAUUGUCCCAGGAACGCCGAUUCAGUUCGACAUCGUGCUCCCUGCCUCGGAGUUUCAGGACCAGAACCGAGCAGGGGGAAGGCGUACCAACCCCUUUGGCGAAACAGAGGAGGACUCCUCUUCUGACACCGAUGACUCGCUGCUGCAGCAGGUUUUUGCUGUGAGGUUCCUGGGCUCCAUGGCUGUGCGCUCAGGCCAUACGCAAGAGGUGAUCUACGAGGCCAUGAGACAGGUGCUAGCGGCCCGCGCCAUCCACAACAUCUUCAAGACCACCGAGUCUCAUCUGAUGGUCACCAGCAACUGCUUGAGGCUGAUUGAUCCGCAGACGCAGGUUACCAAGAUCAGUUUCGAACUGAGGGAGGUGACCCAGUUUGCCGCCCACCAGGAGAACGGCAGGCUCAUGGGCUUCGUGGUGGAGGGACGAGACUGGAGCGAAGGACAGGAGGAGGGCGCUCCCUCAUUCAGCGCGUUUGUGUUCGAGAGUAACACAGAGGGAGAAAAAAUAUGCUACACAAUAAGCUUAGGAAAGGAGAUUAUAGAGGCAAAGAAGGACCCAGAGGCACUGGCCCAGCUGAUGAAGUCUAUGCCUCUGACCAAUGAUGGCAAGUUCCUUCUCCUGGAGAGUGAGAGUGGCGAUACGUCUAAUGAUGGCGCAGAGGAGGACCUAGAGUCAGAAGCCUGAGCCUUUUCCCCUCUCUUGCUUUCCUACUUAACACCAUUCCCCCGACCUCCUCAUGGGCAUCAAAGAGUACAAAGCUCAUAAUCUCACCCCUCUGUCCACUGCACCUAUUGCUAACAAUCAGCUUGACUGAGAUUCUGAUACAAAGGGACUAUUCUGUUUUACUUAGUUUAGUUUACGUUAUGUUUUUUUUUUUUCCAUUGGGGGUAUCAUAAAUAGUGAUAUAAUUACUGGGAGGGGCAGAAGGACCCCUCUCUCCGAACUCUGAUAGGUUUACAUGUUUAAGUGCUCCUGACAUCAGCUAAGGCUAGCGGUACUUUAAAGCCCAGGCAGUAUUUGACAUAGCCUAAUAGCGGGGUAUGUUGGCUGAUGGAUAAACUCAGUCCUUUUCCUCUCAGUAGAUAAUGUAAGUUAAUACAUUUAUCAUUCCUUCAGAGAGUUGCACUUCCCGAGAGUUCUGCUGCAUCAUAGAGCUUGGUGACUGCAGCAUGCACUAAUAUCUGAUGUAUUUAGAAAGUAGAUUGUAGAGUGACGUGAAGAGGUCAUUUCUUUGCUGACUGAAGAUUCAUUUUCUAUUGUUUUCAAACAAUGUUCCACACUACAACUGUGUGUGUGUGUGCUUUGACUUUUUUGGGUGUUUUGAUUGCGGGGUCCUAUACAUUAUGUUCAUGUGGUAAACUAACUCAACUCAAACCUUUUUUCAUCUGUGUAAAACAAACAAGUUCAUAAAAAGAUGUCUUUUUGGAAUAUGCUUGGCUAUUGGAAAGAUUGCAAAGUUGUUGUGGGACCAAAGGAAUGCAAAGGGUCUGUGUGUGUAUUUCCUCUGAAACUCCAAGGCUCUAAGUCUAACCUAGAGUGUCUUCUUACAGUGCUAUUCGGAUAUUGCAAUGAAACAGUAUCAGGACACUGCACAGCAACCUGACUCAUUCCCAAAAGGCUCCUUCCUGCAAACACACCACUCUCAGAAACUAGUCAGUAAUCGGCUAUCUCUGAAGUGGUCAGAGAAGGAUACUGUCUAUGAGUUUACAAAACACUAUUUCUGUGAUUAAUGGUCUGCGUACAAACUAAAACAUUUCCCACGUCAUCUAUCAGGUUACAGGGUCAAGUUCCCAUAAAAAAUGCAAGCCAUCUGAGACCAUGUCGAAUGCAGUCUGGAUUUGAAGUGUGAUCUGACAGAUUCAUCAACAAAGGAUAUGAGGAUAUAUUCAACUUUCCAUCCUGAACAAAAUUGUUCAAAAUAUGCGCAGGCCUUUCCUUUUCUUUUGAAGUGGUGCUCUACACUGCUAAUGUAUUCAUGCUCAACACAAAGGCUUCGUGGAAAUGUAUUUCAAAAAGGCACUACCCUGUACUAUGGGGAAACUGAACAAAAGGCACAUUUGGUACCUCUGUAGCAAAAAAAAAAGAAAGUAAUUUCCUUCAGUGGCCACCUGUUCAUUUUUCUCAAGGGCUUCUCAUUUCCCUCUCUCCUGCUCCGGCAUGCUAGCCCGCUGGUGUACACACACACAGGCAGGUGACAAGCAAGUAUGUUGUUUGGCUCACUAGCUGAUUUACAGCCCUUGAAGUGGCUGGAAGCCUCCACUUUUCUCCAAAACUGUUGUCGCUGCCGCCCUCCCUUCUCAGAGAAAUCCAAACAGCAUCUUUGUUAUGUCUGCUGUGUGUUAUUAAGCAUGCCCUGUGAGGAUAAAUAGAUUGAAAAAGACAGAGGUCAUCUGAAGAAAAGGGAUAUGGAGCAUCUACGAGUGCCUCUCAGAGCCGAUUGGCCAGAACAGAAUCCGAUUCCUGCAAGGCUUUACUCACGGUUCAUGGUUCGAGUGGCUUUUCUAAGUGUGUGUAUAAAUGCAAACAUUAACACGUCCUCUGUAAUAAAUGUAUGUGAUAUUUUGUAA